Molecule: messenger RNA, 528 nt
Organism: Cuculus canorus (common cuckoo)
Lineage: Eukaryota; Metazoa; Chordata; Aves; Cuculiformes; Cuculidae
Gene: MRPS16
Product: mitochondrial ribosomal protein S16
Exons: 3
Coding region: 112-474 (120 amino acids)
Biological process (GO): mitochondrial translation
Cellular component (GO): mitochondrial small ribosomal subunit; ribosome
Molecular function (GO): structural constituent of ribosome
Source: RefSeq, a predicted model, not a curated record
CGCACCGCGCUGUGAGGACGCCCGUCCCCUACGCCAUCUCUUCGCGCCUCCUGAGGCCACCCCCUCCACUGACGUCAUCGCUCCGCGCCGCGAGGAGGCCCGGCCGCCGCCAUGGUGCAGCUGGGCAGCCGCCUCCUGAAGGGCUACCGCGGCGGGCACGUCGUUAUCCGCUUCGCCCUCGGAGGCUGCACCAACCGCCCCUUCUAUCGCCUCGUGGCGGCGCACAGCAGGCGGGCCCGCGACGGGAAGUACCUGGAGCAGCUCGGCUGCCUCGACCCGCUGCCCAACUCGCACGGCGAGAAGGUGGUGGGGCUCAACCUGGAGCGGCUGCGCUACUGGCUGGGCUGCGGCGCGCAGCUAUCCCGGCCCGCCGAGAAGCUGUUGGGUCUGGCCGGGUUCCUGCCCCUCCACCCCAUGACGGUGACCGGCGCCGAGAGGCUGCGGCAGCGAGCACAGCAGCCUUCUGCGCCCUGACAGAGGCUCCCGGCUGGCAGCCUGUCCUGCCGCAUUAAAGAGUGAUUUGCGUUC